GAAGGCUGGCGAUGGAACUGUAAACCUCUUGCUUGCUCGACAUUUUCAACGAACGCGCAUUGUCUACCCAGCGUUUUCUCAGCCGAGCUGAUCUACUGAUCGCUUCAAGUUCCAUGGCGGAACAUUUCACUUCACACUUUCCAAACACAUUUUGGCCUGAUGACUUACCUUGCAGUCCUCGCUCUGAUAAAGAUUACUGGCUUAUAAGAACGUCCAUACUCGCAACCAAGUGUUUAUCAGGCCCCCGACGCUUGUUUCGUGAUGUCAUCGAGUGCUGCGAGCUUGCGACCGACAUAUGCGAGAGUCUAAUUGGAAUACCUUCAGAGAAGUCGUUUGACCUUCUUAACCGUGCCUCCCGAAUUCAGAGCCUUUUAGUUGAAGACCUCUUUGAGUACGAACAAAACCAAAACGAGGAAGAUGUUGCGAGAAGCCUUGCGCAUCUCGACACUGUGGCCGAGCAGGUGAAGAAGGCAUUGUGCGAACUUAUCAAAGCUCACUGGAAGACCAUUCCGCAAAGUAGCCGUUAUCAGAAACUGCAGGAUAGUGUGACCACUCUCGAGGCAUCGGCAAUUCAACUGGCUCUGUCCCAAACGUGCUCCCGCUCAAAUGUGUUGGCCGACUCCAGUGCAAGAUCAGACCGUGACUCACUGCUGCUGUCGACUUUGCCGCUGCAACUACUACCUGUGGAUGACUGGGACGACAUCAUGCCAUGGCAGCCAGCAUCCAUGGAGCCAAAAGUUCCUUCAGCUCCAGAAUCAGAAAAUGGGACACCAGUGCGGCCCCAUCCUCCCAGCUUGAAUCCCACUCCUUGUCCAGACUCACCAACCUCUUGCAAGGCAAACCCGGUUGGCAAUGACAUGACAUCAUGUGAUUUCAGAUCCGCCAUCAUUCCAAGAGAAUUAUAUCCCCAGCCUGUAUUCACAAGACGUGUGCGCUUGAACGCUUGAAUGCUACGUUAUCACGUCCGUAAUUGUUGCAGCCCCUCCACUGUCAGGUAUAUGUGAAUAUAUUGCGUGUUCUAACUGUUUUACAAUGGGAAAUUCGCUAGCGCCAGCACAAGUCCUAACCAAUCAGAUAUUUGACUAACUAGACGAUACGUUAGGCCAGGUUCAGCGCAAUGUACUCUAGGAUGGCGCCGUCGAUGGCGGGCAUGAAUGCCGCGCACGGCGACGAGCUACCGCGGCAGCGGCGGAAGCGGAGGACGAAGGCGCAGAUGGCUGCGGACAGGGCGAUUGCGGCGGCUUUCAAGCGGAAGCGCGGGAGGCCGAGCAAGUCGGACGUGCUGGCGCGGCAGGCGCUGAUCAUGGCGGCGCACAGCGGCAUGCCCGUCACGGACCCCUCCAACAUCGACGCCAUCCUCGCCGCGCAGAACGCCUCCGCGCUCGUGCCCACGGCCACGGCCACGCGGGCGAGAAUGACCAAGUCGCAGCUCAAGGCGCGGCGGCUGAACCAGGGCGCCGGGGACGACGGCGCGGCCGUGCAGCCGGGGUGGGUGGGGCAGAACGUGCAGGGCGUGCUGGACGGCACGUUCGACGCGGGUUACUUUGUUACCAUCCGCGUGGGCAACACCAACACCAUUCUGCGCGGCGUGGUGUUCGCGCCCGGCGUAGCGGCCCCCCUGCCAUGGCCCGAAGACGCGGCGCCAAGAGUGCUCAAGCUGAAGCGCGACCCGUCCGUUGCGCUCCCCGCUGCUGGCGAUGCUGGCGAUGCCGCUGAUGCCGGUGAUGCCCCCGCUGCAGUGGCAGCAGCACCCGCGGCGGCAGCAACGGGCGGUGGCGCAGGCGGACUGGCUGAACGACCAGCCGCACCCGCAGCAGAAUCGCCGCCCGCAGCAGAGCCGGCAGCAACGGCAGGUGCAGCAGGCAGAGCAGCAGCGGGAAUGGCAGGGGCAGAUGCAGCGGCGCCAGGAAAGCUGUCGCUGACAGAAAGCUCGGCGGCCGUAGUUGCCCCUUCUAACACAGGUGCAGGGGCGGCAGCAGCGCCACACAGGGCAGGGGAGGCGGAUAAAGCGGAGGGCGGGCCGGAGGUGAAGGGCGAGGGUGGGUCGGUGUGGGAGGUGGUGAUCUGACGUCAGCCGCAUUGGCUGCUCCAAGCAGGGCAUGCAGGGGGGGACAUAAGAGUAUGGUCAUGGCUCAUGGCUGGCCGUCCACACUAUACUCUGAGAUUGGUUGGUCAUGCUUCCCACAUUGUGGGAAUGUGCCGGCAGGAACACUUGCAUUGCAUUCUCCUCUGGCAUUGCUGCUGUCACAUGGACUAGUGGUGUUGGGCAAUGCUGCUGUGGCAUGCCUGAGUGUUCAUCCGCCUGUGCUUCUUUCCUACAGUGCGCAACAU
Molecule: messenger RNA, 2331 nt
Organism: Closterium sp. NIES-67
Lineage: Eukaryota; Viridiplantae; Streptophyta; Zygnematophyceae; Desmidiales; Closteriaceae
Source: the annotation of a GenBank genome assembly